AUUUUGUAGCUCAAGGAAAAACAAAUAUCAAUUUUUGCCCCUAAGGAAAUCCUAAAAGGUAGGCAACAUCAAUAACAGCUCGGUCAGCUGUUGAGUUGUCAAAUGAGAAUCAACCAUAACCUCACUUUGCUUGUGGAAGAUUUCGAUGAAGCCAUGUAAAAUUAAAUUUGAACAUCAAAAUGUUGUUGCCACUCAUCCAUAAAUGGUUUUUAUUAUUAUUUAUUGUAAAAAUUACCUGCGCUGUGAGGACGUACACCAAAGAUGAUUUGAUCAAGCUAAGAGAAGAAGUGCGUGAGAUGUUUUACCAUGCAUAUGACAGUUACCUGAGGUAUGCUUAUCCAUACGAUGAGCUACGGCCCAUCAGUUGCGAUGGGGUUGACACCUAUGGUAGCUACUCACUGACACUGAUUGAUGCUCUUGACACAUUGGCUGUUAUGGGGAACUACUCUGAGUUUCAAAGGGUAGUUGACAUAUUGUCAGCCAAAACUGACUUUGAUGCUAACAUUAAUGUAUCUGUAUUCGAGACUAAUAUAAGAAUCAUCGGGGGAUUGCUCAGCGCUCAUUUAUUAUCAAAUAAAGCUGGCAUGAAACUAGAACCAGGUUGGCCAUGUAAUGGCCCUUUACUGAGGUUAGCAGAAGAUGUGGCCAAAAGACUGAUUGUAGCAUUUGACACAAAGACAGGCAUGCCAUAUGGUACCGUGAACCUUCACAGUGGCGUACCUAAGGGUGAAACUACAGUGACUUGCACUGCUGGAGUAGGGACCUUCAUUGUAGAGUUUGGUACACUUAGUAGACUGACUGGAGAUCCUCUGUAUGAAGAGGUUGCUAUGAAUGCAUUGUAUGCUCUGUUUGAUCACAGGUCACAACUGGGACUGCUUGGAAACCAUAUUGAUAUAGAUUCUGGAAGGUGGACAGCUCAAGAUGCAGGCAUUGGCUCAGGUGUAGACUCGUACUUUGAGUAUCUCGUAAAAGGCUCGAUUUUAUUGCAAAGGCCUGAACUGAUGGAAAUGUUUUACGAGGCAAGAAAAUCAAUUGACAAAUAUCUAAAGAGAGACGACUGGUAUAUGUGGGUUUCUAUGACGAAAGGACAAAUUACCCUGCCUGUUUUCCAGUCCUUGGAUGCGUUUUGGCCCGGAGUUCUUAGUUUAAUAGGGGAAACCUCAAAUGCAAUGCGUACCCUUCACAAUUACCAUCAAGUGUGGCAGCAGUAUGGUUUCACUCCAGAGUUCUACUACAUUCCCCAGACAAAAGCAGGGACCAACAAAGAAAGCUACCCUCUCAGACCAGAACUGAUUGAAUCUAUUAUGUAUUUGUACAGGGCUACUGGGGACCCAUAUCUUUUGCAGGCUGGAGAAGAUAUACUGAGGAGCAUCCAACAUAGUUCGAAAACGCCUUGUGGAUAUGCCACCAUCAAAGACGUACGCGAUCACAUAAAAGAAGACCGGAUGGAAUCAUUCUUCCUUUCCGAAACAACAAAGUACUUAUACCUCCUAUUUGAUACCGACAACUUUAUCCACAAUCAAGGCAAUUACGGUACCAUAAUUGAGACGGCUAAUGGUCAAUGUGUUAUCGAUGCUGGCGGGUACGUUUUCAACACAGAAGCCCAUCCUAUAGACCCUGCUGCAUUACAGUGUUGCCACGGAGCUGCUAAAAGCAAUUUGUUCAACUUCAAAGACCUUGAGAAGAACAAAGCCUUGUUUAGAGGAGAUACAAUCCAUCAAAGAAGAAGUCAGACGAAUACGUCAAGUGAAAAAGCAGCUGAAAAUGUGACUGUAGAGGCAGAGCAAGCUGUUGUAGAGGUUAUCCCUAUAGAUUUAAACAAUAGCAUUGCAAAGGCGCAGGAUACUGACAGUGCUAACCAAAGCGCUUCUGUGGAGGAAGACGAUUCAGAAGAGGAUAGUAAUACUACUACUCUAGUGUCUGUAGAAGAAAUUACACUACCGGAUUUCUUUGGGAAUAUACUGUCAAGUAAAGGCAAAGUAUUUAGUCCACAAGAGAUGUUGGAAAGAUUUAGGAGGGAAAACAAGUUUCCUAGGAAUACAACGUGGGAGAAUAACUAUAAACUGCUCAGUUGUAAGGCGCAGCCGUUUUUGCAGAGGAUAUCAAUUUUUGGAGAGUUCUUUAAUAAAUAAAAGAAACUUUUUGUUGUUUUAAUCAUAUUUCACAGACCAUUUUUAUUUCUGUCGCAAUC
Acanthoscelides obtectus is the source of this 2191-nucleotide messenger RNA. The record is from the annotation of a GenBank genome assembly. NCBI's taxonomy places the organism in Eukaryota, Metazoa, Arthropoda, Insecta, Coleoptera, Chrysomelidae.